Molecule: messenger RNA, 795 nt
Organism: Caenorhabditis remanei
Lineage: Eukaryota; Metazoa; Nematoda; Chromadorea; Rhabditida; Rhabditidae
Exons: 5
Coding region: 1-795 (264 amino acids)
Source: RefSeq, a predicted model, not a curated record
AUGAUGAAUCCGAAGAUACUGACUGUCUGCUUGUUUGAAGAGACUGUCACUGCAGCUUCAGCCGCCAUGAAGAUUUUCCAAAGAAACCACCUUGAUGUGGAACGGCCAAUUGUUCUUGACGCCCGUCCUUCAGCCUCCCGAAACUCAUCGAUCGUCAGCCAAAAGUAUCUUGCAUGGCUCGACAACGCAAAUAAGGUGGACAUCGCUUCUUCAGGCACGACGGGGGAGAGAAAGUUUCUGAGAGAACGACACGAGGUGAAACUCGUUUGGGAGUGCAAAGUGGAGAAGCAGCGAUCGAAAAAUCCAGUCAUGGCCAAACUUUUUGAGGAAUACGAACCAAUUGGUCUCAUGGAAAUGGAGAAAGCCCUCUCAGGUGGUCGAACGGAGGCAUUCAGACUUAUGGCCGAUGAUAGUCGACGGAUUAUGAAACAUGUUGACGUAGUCAGCAUGUACCCAGCCGUCAAAGAUAAAGCGACAUGCAUUGCUACCAACAGUACAUGUGCAGAACUCACAAAAAAAUACAAAGAUUCAUACUUUGUGGGAUUCAUGACUGCUGGAAUGAGCAUGGAUGGAAUAAUCGCAAACAGUAUGUCAGAUGUGCAACCGUGCAUACAAUGUAAAACUGUGAUCGUCUGUCUCCACAUGCGCACAAUCAAACCUGUAGGACGACACUUCAUUAUCAAUUUGUCCAUGUCGGACACGUUAGGAAAGCUCGGAAGCUUUUCUGCAAAUGAGCCAGUUGAGAUUUUCGGAGUUCGAUGGAUACUCAUUGCUUUCGCGGCACAAAAAACCUGA